AUGGGAGAUCAACGUCAUAUGGAGCACCGGCCGGUGCAAACCAGCGCAGUCUUUGUGCUCGGCGCAAAUCACUGCGACUCAAAGCCGCCCCCCUCGCCUCCUUCACCACCAGUCUCACCUCCAGAAGAUGGCUUCUUGGAAGAGUUGGAAGAACUCAGCCUUGGAUCGCCCGACGACCUCUCAGAGAACGACGAAAGCUCUGCUAAAGUCCAAGAUAGACUUCACGCCGCGACACACGUCCUCAAGACUGAAGCCGCAGCCUUGCGUUCAGUCGCCAGCUUAUACGAGACGGAUCCCGUCGCACGAGAUGGCUUCAACAGGACAGUCGCGGCAAUCACACGGCAUAAGGGUGAAAAGGGGAAGCUCGUCAUCACCGGCGUCGGCAAGUCUGGUCACAUCGCCAACAAGCUCGUUGCGACAUUCAACAGCCUGUCACUCACAUCCGUGUUUCUGAACCCGAUUGAUGCUCUCCAUGGCGAUUUGGGCAUCAUCCAAAAGCACGACAUUCUUCUCUUCAUCACAUUCUCCGGAAAGACUUCCGAGCUCUUCAGCCUACUACCACACUUGGAUAAGCCGUCAUCAUUAGUCAUCCUGACCGGACAUACGAGACCAGACACGUGCGAGCUUAUCAAACUCCGACCGGACACGAUCCUCCUCCCGGCACCGGUCCACGAAAGUGAAACUUCGUCGUUCGGAGUCUCGGCUCCGACAACGUCCACAACGGUCGCCCUGGCCGUCGGCGACGCGUUGGCCAUUGCCGCCGCGCAGGAGCUGCACCCGAGCGUCGCACAGGUGUUCUCCAAGAACCACCCGGGCGGCGCGAUCGGCGCCGCAUUCCGGAAUCCGCAGACGAUCGUGGAUCUGGCCAUCCCCUGGGUUGACAUUGACGACUCGGAUCACCUCUGCGCGGACAGCAGCGUCGGCGCGGACCUCUUCCGUGCCGCCUACGAUUCGCCGUCUGGGUGGGUGCGGGUCGGCGACGCCGUGGCAUCGCCGAGCCGUAUCAGGAAGCUGGCGACGGCGGACUUUUCGCGCUGUCUGAAAGAUAUCCCCCACUUGUUGGUGCCGAGGGCGGAGAUGCUUUCCAUCUCCUCCGGGACCACGAUACGGCGCGCCGUGGACUUUGUGAGGAACAUGCAAGGCGCCGCGGACGACGGCGAGUACGUCUGCAACUCGGAUUCCCUCCUGGCUGUUUUGGGCCAGGGAGACAUGGUUGGCGUUUUGGAAGCUGGCACGCUCCUGGCGUGGAAGGAUUGA
This is a messenger RNA of Colletotrichum orchidophilum, 1257 nucleotides long. RefSeq names its product SIS domain-containing protein. The coding region runs from base 1 to 1257 and encodes 418 amino acids. The record is from RefSeq and is a predicted model, not a curated record. Lineage: Eukaryota; Fungi; Ascomycota; Sordariomycetes; Glomerellales; Glomerellaceae. Gene Ontology annotation, biological process: carbohydrate derivative metabolic process. Gene Ontology annotation, molecular function: carbohydrate derivative binding. The transcript has a single exon.